Messenger RNA from Panicum hallii, 654 nucleotides. RefSeq names its product citrate-binding protein-like. NCBI's taxonomy places the organism in Eukaryota, Viridiplantae, Streptophyta, Magnoliopsida, Poales, Poaceae. The transcript has 2 exons. The record is from RefSeq and is a predicted model, not a curated record. The coding region runs from base 1 to 654 and encodes 217 amino acids.
AUGGCCGUGACUGCAUCGUCGACGACGUCCCCCGUCGCCGGCGGCGGCGGCGGCUCCGGCCGCUCCGCUCACCUGACCGCCGGCUUCACCCGCGUGAGGCUGACGGAAUCGCAGUUCGUGGUGCAGAAGCCCUACGACGUGCCCCUCCGCGAGCGCUACGAGCAGUCCGGCGGCGUCCGCCGUAUGUGGGUCUUCGCCACCGACAAGCCCAUCAGCGCCUCCCACCCCGGCGUCGCGCGCACCGAGAUCAAAGUUGACAAGAUCUACAGCUCCGGUGUGUGGCAGUUCGAGGGCGACGUGUUCGUCCCGUCGGGCACGUCGGGCGCGUCGGUGAUGCAGAUCUUCGGCGCGGCGCCGCCGCACGCCUCCACGCUGAUGCUGCACGUCUACGGCGGCCGCCUCACCUACUACCACGACCUCACGAAGGUGCUCGCAGCCCGCGUCUACGACCGGUGGGUCCGGCUCAACGUCGCGCACGACGUCGCGGCAGGGAACGUGACCGUCUUCGUCGACGGCCAGAGGCGGCUGAGCGCCGCCGGCCACGGCGGGACCGAGCACUACUUCAAGUUCGGGGUGUACAAGCAGUCGCACCACCAGCCGUCGCGGCGCAUGGAGUCGCGCUGGAAGAACGUGGCCGUCUACACCAAGCCGUGA